Manis pentadactyla (Chinese pangolin) is the source of this 7099-nucleotide messenger RNA. It is a transcript of the gene CCDC149, whose product is annotated as coiled-coil domain containing 149. The record is from RefSeq and is a predicted model, not a curated record. NCBI's taxonomy places the organism in Eukaryota, Metazoa, Chordata, Mammalia, Pholidota, Manidae. Bases 1021 to 2595 code for a protein of 524 amino acids. The transcript is spliced from 15 exons.
GAAAGUCCACUAUUAGUGGUGGUUUUUAGGUGACAGGGGAAAACUACCUUGAGUAAUGUUAACUCGUGUGAAGGUUGCCUGCCCUCUGGAAUUCUCUUUCAGUUCUUCCGGAGAAAGUCUCAGAUGCCAAUACAUCUUUAACCCCUCUUGACACACACUAAACCUCACACCCUAGAGUUUUUGAUCCUAUUUAGAAUGCAAUAUCGUUUUAUUUACAGUUUUAAAAUAUGCUUUCUUUUUGUGACGGCUGAUAAUUUAACAAAUAAAUGUAAGUAACCAUUAGCUUUAAAAUGAAUGUUAACUGUGUAAUAGCAUAUGGUUCAUUCAUUCAUGCGUUCAACCGAUAUUUAUAGAGCACCUACUCUGUGCCAGGCUCUGUCCUUACGUUCCUCAGAGAGAGCGGCGCCCUGCCCUGGAGGGGCUCACACUCCAGAGGAGGGAGCCCAGGUAGUGGUCGGGAGAUGUGCUUCUCGCGGGCGGCACACAGGUGCCCGCCGGGCCCUCCUCCCGCCCGGGCGAGCGGCAACCCCGAGUCCGGAGCCACCGCGGGCUGAUCCCGGGCCGCGCUAGCCGCGGGGCCGGGCACUGUGCGGGGCGGGCCGGCCGGCCGGCGGGCUGUGGCCGAGGCCCGGCGGCCGCGACUCCUCCUCCGCUUCCUCCCGCGGAGGCUGACGUUGAGUCAACAGCACGGGCGGCCGCUGGAGGCGGCGGCGCGGCAGCUCGGAGGCGCCGGGCCCUCUCGGGGCCGCGCGGGGCCCGGGCGGCGCGGCGACGACGGCCGCAGCGCGGCGGGAGGCGGAGGCGGAGGUGGAGGGCGGCGUCCGUGAAACCGGCCCGCGCCCGCAGGAGGAGGCCAUGAACGACGACCGGACCGAGAGCGACUGGCAGGGGCUGGUGAGCGAGGCUAACGUGUGCAGUGAAUGCACACAGUGAAUGCUCAGUGCAUUUUUACAUGUGCGCGCCCCUGUGUAGCAGCCACUUAGAUCAAGAUUCAGAACAUUUCUAGAAGGGAGGAACCCUAUGCCCUUUCCUAGUCAACACACACGCCACCACACCCCUGAGUACCUGGUGUGUAAAAGGAAGCUGGAGAGUAAAAAGGAAGCCCUGCUGAUCCUUUCCAAGGAGCUGGACACAUGCCAGCAGGAAAGAGACCAGUACAAACUCAUGGCCAAUCAGCUUCGAGAACGCCACCAGUCCCUGAAGAAGAAAUACCGAGAGCUCAUCGAUGGAGACCCGUCACUUCCCCCUGAGAAGAGGAAACAGGCUAAUCUUGCACAAUUAUUGAGAGAUUCUCAGGACCGAAAUAAACAUCUGGGAGAAGAAAUUAAAGAACUUCAGCAAAGGCUUGGAGAAGUCCAGGGUGACAAUAAGCUCUUGAGGAUGACAAUUGCCAAACAGAGGCUCGGAGAUGAAGAAAUCGGCGUGCGGCACUUUGCAGCCCAUGAACGUGAAGACUUGGUUCAGCAGCUGGAGAAAGCCAAGGAGCAGAUUGAGUCUCUGGAGCAUGACCUGCAGGCCUCUGUAGAUGAGCUUCAGGAUGUCAAAGAAGAGCGGUCUUCCUACCAGGACAAAGUGGAGAGGCUCAACCAGGAGCUAAACCACAUCCUGGGUGGGCACGAGAACCGUAUCAUUGAUGUGGACGCCCUGUGUAUGGAGAACAGGUACCUUCAAGAGAGAUUAAAGCAACUUCACGAAGAGGUCAACCUCUUGAAGUCUAACAUCGCCAAAUACAAGAAUGCUCUCGAGAGACGGAAAAACUCAAAAGGCCAGGGUAAAUCCAGCAGCAGCGCUCUGACUGGAGUCCUGUCUGCAAAGCAAGUUCAGGACUUAUUAUCUGAGGAUCAUGGCUGCAGUCUCCCAGCUACUCCACAGUCCAUUUCUGAUCUGAAAUCUCUGGCAACGGCCCUGUUGGAGACAAUCCAUGAGAAAAACAUGGUCAUCCAGCACCAGAGGCAGACCAACAAAAUCCUAGGGAAUCGCGUGGCUGAACUGGAGAAAAAAUUAAGAACUCUGGAAGUUUCUGGUUUGUGGAGUCUUCCAGGCCUGAGCUACAAUGUUUCAGUAGGAUUUGGGAGGGGCAAGGACACCAUACUGUUCAGUGACCCUACUCUUCCCACCAUACAGAGGUCGAGAUCCCCACUGCUGAAGUUCAUUGAGCAGCCCACUGAGAGCAAACUGGACCCUAAGGAUGGAGAAGCUCAGAAGCAAGAAGGAGAUGAAAGUCAUGCUGUUGCCCAAGCGUUGACAGCGCCGGAGAAUGUCGGGAGGCCUGCUGUCAACUCCCCAGCAAAUCGGAGCCACGGGAACCAACGCAAGCACUUUCAUCCUUCAUUACCCUGGUUACCUUCUGAGGAAGAAGUAGUAAACAGGCUCGGAAGGGAAAUCGUGCAGCUGACAGAGGAGCAGGCAGCUGCAGAACCAGAAGGGGUCAGAAGAGGGCGCCCUGCGGAGGGCCAGAGGAACGCCAAGGGCGAGUGCCCCGGCGCUGGCCAGGACUCUCUGGAGGCCAGCCCCCCAGCAGCCAAAGCUUCCACUCUGGAAGAUGGCAAGGAGACCCCAGAGGGCGGAGGCACAAGGUGUGCCACGAAAACAUGAAGGGGAAAGGUUUGGGGUAUGGUGACACAUCAAAGGCACUGGGUGGUGGUGGUGGGGACGGUAAAGAAUUAAGCCUUCCAACAGCUCACCAAAGUCGCUUUCUCCCAAAACACCUCCAAGUCUGCAAGUGAGAAAAGACUCAGAUCCGGUUUCAAACUGUGAAUAUUCUGAUGAUGCCAGCACAGUUUGAUUUAUUAAAUGUGGGUCCUCAAGCUUCUCAGUGUCAUCUCCCCCUGCCGAAGACGCACUGCUGUGAACAUGGCCGGGCACGGAAUCGUGUCCGCCAUAUGGCUGGUUUUCAGCAUCCGUCUUUCUGUCAGCAUUUGUUUUGUUAGAGAUAAGCUGUUUUUCUAUUAGCGUUUAAUGUUGUCCAUCAAAAUUAUGGUUAGAGCUACAAAUGGAUGGGUUUUUAAUCAGGUCCCUGUCCUUGUAGCGGUUAGGCAGCCAGCGAGAAGGUGUAACUGAGCAUAGUGGGUCCGGACGGCCCACUGCUCUACUUCACCACAUCAGGGCCUGGGCGCACCUCCCAGCAUAGGUGUUCUUGGCAUCCUGCCCUUAGCUCUGUCUGUCAUGGCACCGACUGGCAGGUGGAAAGGGGCUUAGGCAGGCUCAGGAUGUUAGACUUCCAGGUUGAAAUCCGCAGCCCCUACUGAGAUGUCUGCUGACUGCUAGAGCUGAGUUUUCCAGCCUGUAAUUCUGGAGGAUUAAUUGACCUGGAGUGAUGGGAAAUAUAAGAAGGGAGGAAGGGGACGCUGAUGGGUUUGAUUUUUUUUGUUUCUGAGAUGAGAUGAGACUCAGAGCCUGGAAAUACUGGCUCUCUCCAUCCAGCUGGUGCUGCGUAUAGCGUUUUCUGGCCGUGUAGGCUUGGGGCAAGAUACAGCUCCUUAGGGCCAAUUCACCUGACACCUUGAACCCCUCAAUCCUGCAACAGAAUGGUAAGGCUGCCUCCUCUGUGCCUCCAGGUACCAGGAUUUUGAAGAUAAGACACAGAGCUCAUGGCCCUGCAGUGGAGAGAGAGAGGAAAACAAAAUAACUUCAGCCUGGUCAGGGGGCCUCUGGAGGCAAGUACAAGCUCCAAGGGUGGGAAAGGAAGGAGUGGGCAGCCCCAUCUGAUUAUUUCCUCAGGGAGAAAAUGAGCGUUUCUAGGUGGCGUCUGGGACUGCAGAGAAUUUUAGGCUCAUCAAACAAUAGACCUUUCUUUGAGCUGAACUCAGUUGAUUUCCCCAGGAGGCCGCAGAGCAGAUCCCAAAGCGCGAAACACCCCUGGGAACCAGAAUCACUCCUUUGAGAGACUCUCCUGCAGGAAAACAAAAGGCUCCAGAGGUAAUAAAGGUUGAAAAUUCAUCCUAAAAAUCAGAUGUUUAUACAGGGCUUGUGAUCCCAGGUGUGAAAGCUCCACAUGGGUGGCCAGACCACCCUGAUACUUCUCUGCCAUGUUGCAUUUCCUGGCAUCACUUUGCUAGCAGAGUAGGAGCUCUGUCAGGGUGUAUGCUGUGAAGGAGGGCAAAGAGCAGACAAGUGGGCCCAGUCUUUUGUCUGGAUAGACCUCCAGCUACUGUCUUCCCACUCACCAGAGGCCACCCACGCUAGUGGAAGGGGGCACGCCAGAGUCAGUGCACCAUUGUUUCCGGGGAACUGGAUAUACCAUCCACCCUGCCUGCCAGGCCCCAGUGCUACUCAUCCCUCUGUGCCCCAGCCUAUCCCCACUCAGCCCCUCAACUCCCCCUCCAGGGAAGUUGCUUCUGCAGGUGCAGAGCCUGCACAGGCCAGCAGCCACAGAAAUAAUUUCCCUGCUGCCCUGGGUCUUAACUGUCUGCAGCCGUGCAGCACUGUGCAUAGGAUGCCAGAGCCGCCAAAGGAAAAUACAGCCAGAUUUAAUAUAAUAAUAAUAAAAAGAAAGGUCUCUCCCCACAGAAGCUCUGGUUUUGACACACAGUCAGCCAGGUGCACAUCUUUAAGGCCCAUUUAUCACCUUCUGGAGAGCAGGGCUUAUAAUAAACUUCAGCAUGUUCUGUCAUAGGUAGGAAAGCUGCCGUGAGUCCGAGGGUCAGGGUUCAGGGUGGAAGGUCAUAGGGAGUGAUAACCUAAACUCUGUGUAUGCAAUUGGAGUGGGAGGGUUUAUGUUAUUAGGUGGGAAGGAACCACUGAGUUGAUGCUGUCACAUGUGUAACCUUGACAGUGCGCCAGACGCACAUGUGAUGCUGGCCCACCUCUGCUGGCCCAACCCGACAUGGUUCUUGUGUUCUACAGGCAUUCAAGAGUUUCAGCAAUUUCUGAUGGUUGUCAUUUGCCUUUUUGAGCGUCAUUGUGAAAGUGUGCAACAUUCUGUCCCCCACUCCACCAGAUAACUCCACAUCAGGGUACUCUCGGCUGUGAUUCAUACUUUAAGAAACUUAAACAAUAGGGGAGUUAAUUAUACCGCAUAACAAGAACUGCAGAAGUAGGGCAUUCCAUGAUGGGUUCAUUGAAGAAAGUCAUCAAGGAUUUGGGUCUCCUUCUUCUUGCUCUUUCCCACUGCCUGCCUCAGUGUCAGCUAGUCCCUCAAGCUAACAGGGUGGCUGCAACAGCUCCAGGCGUCACCUGUUCUCACAUCUGCAUUCAAAGGCAGAAGGAAGUUUUGUGUGUGUUUCCUAUCAUGUUUCCUUGGUCAGAACUUUCACAUGCUUAUGCCUAAGCCAAUCCCUGGCAUGAGAGAUGGAAUUACUCUGAUGGGUUUAGGUUCAUCGAGAUCACUCUGUAAACUGGGGAAGGACCCUGUCCCUGGACAUGUGGACUCUAAAAAGGCAAACACCAAAACAAAAUCAGAUCUUGAGAGGCAUAGGAGAAUUGGGAAUAGAUUUGGGCAGGCUACUGACAGCAUUGUCUCUGAACCCCACAUGUCUGUUUCAUUUUUUUCCCCUUAAAAAGCACAAUAUUAUGUUAUUGAUGAGUUUAAAGUUAGAAGGAGUGACAGUGGUUGUUGUCUGUGUGUUGGUUUUUUAAGAAAAUUGCCAUCUCAUGUCUCCUCUUCCCUGGCUUAUCAUCUGUCCUAUUUUGAAGCUGGAACACUCCCACCUUUGUUUAUCUCUUCAAGUAUGUAUGUCCUUCCAUUAUUUUUCCAGCUCAGUUGCCAGGAGAAUGCAGAACAGUCUGAAUAAAUGAAACAGAGCUGACAGGUCUCUUAAUGAAAGCGUGUUUGCACACACUGCAUUUCUUGUGAUCGCUCUGUACCUGAGAGCCUUUAGGUGUGGAUUUUUACAUAUGAGUGUUUGUCAUUCUUUUAAUUAAGGCCCGUGGAAAUGGAUUGGUUUUAGUAAACCAGGAAUUUCUCAUCCCUGACUCCUCUUUCCAUGCCUCCUCUGCCCACCUUCCUCUCCCCCUUAGAGCUAUUCCAGAGCCUCUCUAGCUAGGAGGCUCCUGAUGGCAUUCAGCCCCAUCUUUCCUGGAACCGCCUCCCAGUUGACAAUCUUAAGUAAGCUAAAUUUGUUUUCCCACUAUUGUUCCUCUUUUGUGCCCUCACUCCCAAACACACACCACCAUCAUGAUGUGAAGUUCUAAAAACAAGUUUCUGGCAGCAGUCGUUCAUGUGUUGGACUGAAUUUUUGGAUGUGUUAUUCCUACUACAGCAUUUGUACCCCAAUUCACCAUGUGACAUAAAUGGCUCCAUCUCCUCCUUACGGAAUUUCAAAGGCCGGAUAUUCGCUCACUGGGGUUAUCUUCCCUGUCUCUUUGAAAUUGCAGCAUGCCUUUGUCCCUCUUGGUUUUCUGCUCUUCAAAAAAAUAGGGCUCUAUCCUGUCUCAAUCUUUUCUUUCACUCCUGUGGAUGGCUUGGUACCCUACUUCUCUUUGGAAAAGGUCUCUAUUUGAGCGUCUUCUCCCUCUGCUCUCUGCUUUCAUUCUGGAGGCCACCAUUUGGAACAAUCUUGCUCUCAAUAAUAUUAAAGCUCCCUUCACAUGGCUGUUAGCAUGUCAAAAAGCCAAAUGAUUCCCUUCAACUUACUACUUUUAAUAUAGCCCUUUUUUCCAGACAUCUUUCUAAACAGAGAAAAAUUUGAAGAUCAGAGAGAUGCAAUAGAGAGCUCAGUAGUCAACCUAAUUAGAAAUGAGAAGCAGAAAAAACAAGAAGGACCCAUCUCUCAAUAUUACGAUUACUCACAAAAACAAAACAUGUUGAUAUAGCACAAAGGCAAUUUAAAAUGAUAGAUACAGAUGUGCUGUCUUACACUUUUUAUCACCUCUUCACUGAAUUUUUCUAUAGGGAAAGUUUGCAUAGUACUGACAAGUUUGACUCUCUGGAAUCAAUGUGAGCCCAGGAAUACAUUUUUGGGAUCUUAGCCAAGUGAUAGCCUAUUAAAUUUAAAACAAUCGCCUUUAGAAAAAAAAAACAAAAAAAACAGCUGUUAUUUUGUAGUUUAAAGUAAAAACUAACUUCCAUUCAUUUUCAGAUCUUAUUUAUUGGAUUUUAUGGUCAUCAUAUAACUAUAUCUUUUUUGUUACCUGAAAUAAAGUGUGGUAAUUUUCCUGA